Messenger RNA from Equus caballus (horse), 10062 nucleotides. Lineage: Eukaryota; Metazoa; Chordata; Mammalia; Perissodactyla; Equidae. The record is from RefSeq and is a predicted model, not a curated record.
AUGAGCUGGGCUUUGGAAGAAUGGAAAGAAGGCCUGCCUACAAGAGCUCUUCAGAAAAUUCAAGAGCUUGAAGGACAGCUCGACAAACUGAAGAAGGAAAGGCAGCAGAGGCAGUUUCAGCUUGAAACUCUGGAGGCCGCGUUGCAGAAGCAAAAACAGAAGGUGGAGAAUGAAAAAACUGAGGGCACGAACCUGAAAAGGGAGAACCAAAGCUUGAUGGAAAUAUGUGAAAAUCUGGAGAAGACCAAGCAGAAGAUUGCCCAUGAUCUUCAGGUCAAGGAGUCGCAAGUGAAUUUCCAAGAAGGACAACUGAAUUCAAGCAAGAAACAAAUAGAAAAACUGGAACAGGAACUUAAAAGGUGUAAAUCUGAACUUGAAAGAAGUCAACAAACUGCCCAGUCUGCAGAUGUCUCUCUGAAUCCGUGCAAUACACCACAAAAAAUUUUUGCAACUCCAUUGACGCCAAGUCACUAUUAUAGCGGUUCCAAGUAUGAGGAUCUAAAAGAAAAAUAUAAUAAAGAAGUUGAAGAACGAAAAAGAUUAGAGGCAGAAGUUAAAGCGUUGCAGGCUAAAAAAGUGAGCCAGGCUAUUCCCCAAAGCACUAUGAAUCACCGAGACAUUGCCCGACAUCAGGCUUCAUCGUCCGUGUUCUCAUGGCAACAAGAACAGACCCCAAGUCGUCUUUCAUCAAGUGCUCAAAAAACUCCGAUUGGGAGAGAUUUCUCUGCAUCUCACUUUUCUGGGGAGGUGACUCCAAGUAGAUCGACUUUGAAAAUGGGGAAAAGAGAUGCUAAUGGCAGUUUCUGUGAGGAUUCUAGCAAUUCCUAUCUUUUGGAUCAAUUAAAAGCCCAGAAUCAAGAGCUAAGGAGCAAGAUUAGUGAGUUGGAACUACGUCUGCAAGGACAAGAAAAAGAAAUGAAAGGGCAAGUGAAUAAAUUUCAAGAACUCCAACUCCAACUUGAGAGAGCAAAAGUGGAAUUAAUUGAAAAAGAGAAAGUUUCGAAUAAAAGUAGAGAUGAACUAGUGAGAACAACAGCACAGUAUGACCAGGCAUCAACCAAGUGUACUGCAUUGGAACAAAAACUGAAAAAACUCACUGAAGAUUUGAGUUGUCAGCGACAAAAUGCAGACAGUGCCAAACGUUCUCUGGAACAGAAAAUAAGGGAAAAAGAAAAGGAAUUUCAAGAGGAGCUCUCCCGUCAGCAGCGCUCCUUCCACACGCUGGACCAGGAGUGCACUCAGAUGAAAGCCAAGCUCACACAGGAGUUACAGCAAGCCAAGAACAUGCACAACAUCCUACAGGCUGAACUGGAUAAAGGCACAUCAGCGAAGCACCAGCUAGAAAAAAAUUUGGAAGAGUUUAAGCAGAAGUUCAGCAGAACUGAGCAGGCGUUUCAGGCGAGUCAGAUCAAGGAAAAUGAGCUGAGGCGAAGCAGUGAGGAAAUGAAGAAGGAAAACAGCCUCCUCAAGAGUCAGUCUGAGCAAAGGGCCAGAGAAGUGUGCCAUCUGGAGGAAGAACUGAAGAAGGCCAAGCAGUGUUUGAGUCAGAGCCAGAAUUUGGCAGAAGAAAUGAAGGCUAAGACUACCUCUCAGGAAACCAUGUUAAGAGAUCUUCAAGAAAAAAUAAAUCAGCAAGAGAAUUCCUUGACUUUAGAAAAACUGAAGCUUGCCUUGGCUGAUCUGGAAAAGCAGCGAGAUUGUUCUCAAGACCUUUUGAAGAAAAGGGAACAUCACAUUGAACAACUGAACGAUAAGUUAAGCAAAACCGAAAGAGAGUCUGAAGCUUUAUUGACUGCUUUGGAGUUAAAAAAGAAAGAAUGUGAGGAAUUGAAAGAAGAGAAAACUCUGUUUUCUCGUUGUAAAAGUGAAAAUGAACAACUUUUAAGUCAGAUGAAAUCAGAAAAGGAAAGCUUGCAGAGUAAAGUCAAUCAUUUGGAAACUUGUCUUAAGACCCAACAAAUAAAAAGUCACGAAUACAACGAGAGGGUCAGAACAUUAGAGAUGGAAAGAGAAAACCUAAACGUUGAGAUCAGAAACCUUCGCAACACAAUAGACAGCAAGACUGUGGAGGUAGAGACACAGAAGCAAGCUUAUGUAGAACUACACCAGAAAGCUGAGUUCUCAGACCAGAAACAUAGGAAGGAAAUGGAAAAUAUGUGUUUGAAAGUUUCUCAGCUCACUGGGCAAGUGGAAGAUCUAGAACACAAGCUUCAGUUACUGUCAAGUGAAAUAAUGGACAAAGACCAGCGUUACCAAGACCUGCGUGCUGAAUGUGAGAGCCUCAGAGAUCAGCUAAAAUCCAAAGAUUCUUCUCUAGUGACAAAUGAGGCUCACCACAGAAGUCUUUUGGCUUUUGAACAGCAGUCUGCAAUGAGUAACUCCUUUGUGAAUAUAAUUGGAGAACAAGAAAGCGUGCCUUCAGAAAGGAGCGAAUGCCCUUUAAAAGUGGACCAAAGUCCCAAAACUUCAUCCGUCUUACAACACAGAGUCGUUUCUCUUGAAUUUUCAUUAGAGUCUCAAAAGCAGAUGAACUCAGAUCUCCAAAAGCAGUGUGAAGAGUUGGUGCAAAUCAGAGGAGAAAUAGAAGAAAAUCUCAUCAAAGCAGAACAGAUGCAUCAAAGUUUUGUGGCUGAAACAAGUCAACGCAUUAGUAAGUUACAAGAAGACACUUCUGUUCAUCAGAAUGUUGUUGCCGAAACUUUAGUUGCCCUGGAGGACAAGGAAAGGGAGUUGCAGCUUUUGAAUGAAAAAUUGGAAACUGAGCAAGCAGAGACUCAAGAAUUGAAAAAGAGCAACCAUUUACUUCAAGAAGCUCUGAAGGAGCUACAACUUUUGUCUGAAACUCUGAGCUCGGAGAAGAAGGAAAUGAGUUCCGUCAUUUCUCUAAAUAAAAGGGAAAUCGAAGAGCUGACCCAGGAGAAUGGGACUCUCAAGGAGAUUAAUGCAGCCUUAAAUCAAGAGAAGAUCAACCUACUCCAAAAAAGUGAGAGUUUUUCAAACUGCAUAGAUGAAAGAGACAGAAGCAUCUCAGAGUUAGCUAAUCAGUACCAGCAAGAAAGACUUAUUUUACUACAAAAAUGUGAAGAAACAGGAAAUGCAUUUGAGGAUCUUAAUGAAAAAUAUAAAGCUGCUCAAGAAAAGAACUCUAAAUUAGAAAGCUUGCUAAAUGAAUGCACUAGUGUUUGUGAAAAUAAGAAAAAUGAGUUGGAACAGCUCAAGGAAGCAUUUGCAAGGGAACACCAAGCAUUUGUAACAAAAUUAGCUUUAGCCGAAGAAAGAAACCAGAAUCUAAUACUAGAGUUAGGGGCAGUGCAGCAAGAUCUGAGAUCCGAGAUUACAGAUAUCCAAAACAAUUCCAAGAGUGAGGCUGAUGGUUUAAAGCAAGAAAUUGUGACUUUGAAGGAAGAACAAAGCAAGAUGCAACAGGAAGUUAAUGCCUUAUUACAAGAGAAUGAGCACCUGAUAAAGUUAAUGAAGACUGAGCAUGAGCAUCAAAAUCUGGAAUUGGAACCGGCUAGGGACUCAGUGAAAGAAAGAGAGAGUGAGAUAAAUAGAUGUGAUCUUCAACUUCCGAUGGAUCUUGAAGUGGAAGAUACUUCUCUAGACAGUUAUAAGGCACAAUUGGCACAAUUAGAAGCUAAGAUAAGAAAUAUGGAAUUAAAACUUCAGGAAAGUGAGGAAGAAAAGGAGUGCCUGCAGCGUGAAUUACAGACAAUUAGAGGAGAAUUACAAACUGGAAGUUUGCAACAGGUAACCCAGUCUCAAGAAGUUAGAGGCCUUAAAGAUACAGAAGAACAGUAUAUUUCGGUGCUUCACGAGUUGUCAACGAGUCAAAAUGACAACGCACACCUGCAGUGCUCUUUACAAACAGCCAUGAACAAACUGAAUGAGCUCGAGAAGUUGUGUGAGGUACUGCGGGUCGAAAAGUUUGAACUAAUAUCUGAGCUGAAUGAUUCAAGAUCAGAAUGUAUCACAGCAACUAGUAAAAUGGCAGGAGAGGUAGAGAAACUAGUGAAUGAAGUUAAAAUGUUAAACGAUGAAAAUGAUCUUCUCCAAGGUGAGUUCGUGAAAGAAAUGCCAGAAGGUGAAUUUGGUGAACAGCAAAAUGAGCAGAAGUCUGUGGCCGUAAAUCCUUUGGAUGACGGUGAUUUCUGUGAGCCCUUGACAUUGUCAAACAAAGAGGUUCAGAUGCACUUUGCUGAAUUACAGGAGAAAUUCUCCUCUUUACAAAGCGAACACAAAAUUUUACAUGACCAGCACUGUCAAAUGAGUGCUAAGAUGUCACAGCUACAGUCCUAUGUUGACAUGUUAAAGGCUGAAAAUUCAGUCUUGUCAACGAGUCUGAGAAACUCUCAAGGUGACUUGGUGAAGGAGGAAAUGCCGGGACCUAGGGAGGGGCGUUUUCUGUCAUUGUCAUUCUCUUGUGUGACUGACAGCUCUAGUAUUACAAGUCUGGGAGAAUCCUCCUUUUACAAAGAACUUUUGGAACACACAGGGGAAGCAUCCCUUUUGAAUAAUUUAGAGGGGGAUGUUUCGGCAAACCGAUCUCCUGCAGAGGAGGCAUCUUCCAGCAGUCUGGAGGAGGAGGUUCUGACCAAGACAGACAUCCCACCUGCCCCAGCGAGGACUAUUGAAGAACUGGAGACCCUCUGUCAGAUGUAUCGGCAGUCCCUCCAGAAGCUAGAAGAGAAAAUGGAAAGUCAAGGGAUUAUGAAAAAUAAGGAAAUUGAAGAGCUCGAACAGUUAUUAAGUUGUGAAAGGAAAGAGCUUGACUGUCUUCGGGAACAGUAUUUGUCAGAAAAUGAACAGUGGCAACAGAAGCUGACAAGCGUGACUAUGGAGAUGGAGUCCAAGUUGGCGGCAGAAAAGAAACAGACGGAACAACUGUCACUUGAGCUUGAAGUAGCGCGACUCCAGCUACAAGGUCUGGACUUAAGUUCUCGAUCUUUGCUUGGCGCGGACGUAGAGGAUGUUAUUCGGGAUGGAAAUGAUAGCUGUGACAUAAAAGAAUCAGAAGAAAAUACUUCAGAAACUAGAGCGAGAACACCAAAGGAUGACAUUCAUCAGAUUGGUGAUAAAGCUGAUCAGCAGGACCUCAGCCUAGAGGUGGAGAAAAUAACCGAGACUGGUGCAGUCAACCUUACGGGAGAAUGGUCCAGGGAGCAGUCUCCGGACACCAGUCACGAGACCCCAGUGGAGGAUAAAACCCUGGGCUGUUCAGAAUGUGUUUCUGAAUUGCCACCGUCUGGUCCUAAUGCUUUAGUCCCUAUGGAUGUUCUGGAGAAUCAGGUAACCAUUCAGAAUCUCCAGCUGCAGGUAAAAGAGACAUCAGAUGAGAAUUUGAGAUUACUUCAUGUCAUAGAGGAACGUGACAAGAAGGUUGAAAGCUUGCUAAAUGAAUUAAAAGAAUUGGACUCCAAACUCGAUUUACAGAAAGUCCAACUAACUACCAAGGUUGAAACAUGCCUAGAAUUGGAAAAAACAGUUGAGGAACUUAAGAAAGAAAAAUCAGAUUUAAGUGAAAAAUUGGAAUCCUUUUCUUGUGAUAACCAGAAAUUACACCAGAGAGUAGAAAGUUUGGAAGGCGUCAGUUCUAAUUUAGAAGUGGGCACAGAGAAAUCGUCCCAUGAAAUUAUUGAAGAUAAUGUAGCCAACGUGAACAACUGGAGAGAGAGAUUUUUUGAUGCAGAAAAUGAGCUGAAGAGGAUCAAAUCUGAGAAAAGUAGCAUUGAGCUCCACGCCCUCUCUGUGGAAGCUGACUUAGAGAGAGUUCAAACGGAGAAGCUGUAUUUAGAAAAAGACAAUGAAAAUAAGCAGAACGUUAUCACCUGUCUUGAGGAAGAACUCUCUGUGGUCACAAGUGAGAGAAACCGGCUUCAUGGAGAAUUAGAUACUUUGUCAAAAGAAAAUAAAGAACUGGACCAGGCGUCUGAAAAGAUGAAGGAGAAAGUACUAGAGCUCGAAUCUCGUCAAGGUGAGUGUCUGCAGCACCUUGACGUGGUGGGGGCUGAGGUAAGGGAGAAAACACAGCUCCUUCAGACUUUGUCCUCUGAGGUAAGUGAGCUGUUAGAAGAUAAAGGUCAUCUCCAGGAGCAGCUGCAGAGCUUGGAAAAGGACUCACAGACACUGUCUCUGGUAAAAAGUGAGCUGGAAAACCAAAUCGGACAACUGAGUGAAGAGAAAGAAUCACUCGUAAAAGAAUCCGAAAGCCUGCAGACCAAACUGAAUGAAUUGGAACAUGAAAAGCUGGAUGUCGCCAAGGCCUUGGAGGCCGCACUGAUGGAGAAAGGUGAGGUCGCAGUGAGGCUGAGCUCAACGCAAGAGGAGGUGCAUCAGCUGAGGAAAGGCAUCGAGAAACUGAGGGUCCGCAUCGAGGCUGAUGAAAAGAAGCAGCUCCACGCCUUAGAGAAGCUGAAGGAAAGCGAGCGUAAGAAUGAUUCGCUUCAGGAUAAAGUUGAGAACCUUGAAAGGGAAUUGCAGAUGUCAGAAGAAAACCAAGAGCUGGUGAUUCUUGAUGCUGAGAAUUGCAGAGCAGAGGCGGAGACCCUAAAAACCCAAAUAGAAUUGAUGACUGAAAGCCUGAAAGUUUUGGAAGGAGACCUUACCACGGUAAGGUCUGAAAAAGAAAAUCUGAUGAAAGAACUCCAAGAGAAACAAGGUCAAGUGUCUGAAUUAGACACGUUAGUCUCUUCAUUUAAAAAUCUAUUGGAGGAAAAGGAGCAAGAAAAAAUACAGAUGAAAGAACAAUCUAAAGCCGCAGUGGAGAUGCUGCAGACAGAAUUGAAAGAGCUAAAUGAGGAAGUGGCAGCCUUGUGUGAUGACCAAGAGACCUGGAAGGCCAAAGAACCAAGUCCGGACUCAGCAGCGCUGGGAGUGCAGCAGCUGAGAACUAGCAUCGAAAAGGUGAAAGUCCUUCUGGAAGCUGAUGAAAAGAAGCAGCUCCAUACCUUAGGAGAACUGAAGGAAAGUCGGCAUCACGUGGAUUUGCUUAAGGAUAGAGUGGAGAACCUUGAAAGAGAACUAGAGAUCUCAAAAGAGAAACAAGAGCGUGUGCGUCUUGAGGCUGAGAACUCCAAAGCAGAGGUCGUGACCCUGAAAGUGAAAAUAGAGGAGAUGGCUCAAAGUCUGAGAGAUUUGGAAUUAGAUCUUGGCAAUAUAAGGUCGGAGAAAGAAAAUCUGACGAAAGAAUUACAAAAAGAGCAAGGGCGAGUAUCAGAAUUAGAAGUAUUAAAUUGUUCAUUUGAAAAUCUGUUGCAAGAAAAAGAGCAAGAAAAGGUAGAGAUGAAAGAAGAAUCUAAAAUUGCAGUGGAGAUGCUUCAGACACAAUUAAAAGAGCUGAAUGAGAAAGUGGCAGCUUUGUGUAACGACCAAGAGAUCUUUAAGGCCAAGGAGCAGAAUUUGAGUAGUCAAGUAGAUUCUCUGGAACACGAGAGGUCUCAGUUGCUACAAGGCCUUGACGAGGCCAAAAGUAAUUACAUUAUUUUGCAAUCUUCUGUGAAUGGCCUCGUUCAAGAAGUGGAAGGUGGCAAACAGAAACUAGAGAAAAAGGAUGAAGAAAUCAGUAUACUAAAAAAUCAACUCCAAGACCAAGAGCAGCUCCUCUCUAAACUGUCCCAGGUGGAAGGAGAGCAGCAGCUUUGCAAGAACCAGAAAAUAGAACUGGGGAAUCUGGUGGUGGAAUUGGAGCAGAAGAUCCAAGGGUUGCAGUCCAAAAAUGACACUUUGCAGGACACCCUAGACAUGCUGCAGAAUUCUUACAAGGAUUUGGAGAAAGAGCUUGAGUUGGCAAAAAUGGAAAAAAUGUCCUUUGUUGAGCAAGUAAACACAAUGACUGCGAAGGAAACUGAGCUGCAGAGGGAAAUGCACGAGAUGGUCCGGGAAAGGACAGAGUUGAAAGAAGGAUUUACUGGGGAGAAACAGAGGCUAAGAGAAGAAUUAAACUUAAUGUCGGAAGAAAUAAAGAGCAGCAAAGGUCAAUUGAAGGAGCUCAUGCUAGAAAACAGUGAAUUGAAGAAGAGUUUGGAUUGCGCACACAAAGACCAGAUGGAAAAGCACGAGAAGAUGAGAGAAGAAAUAGCUGGAUAUCACCUACGGCUCCAGGAUGCUGAAAAGAAACACCAGGCUUUGCUUCUGGAUACAAACAAACAGUAUGAAAUGGAAAUCCAAACAUAUCAAGAGAAAUUGACUUCUAAAGAAGAAUGCCUCAGCUCCCAGAAAGCAGAGAUGGACCUCUUAAAGUCUAGUAAAGAAGAACUCAGUAAUUCUUUGAAAGCUACCACUGAGAUUUUAGAAGAAUUGAAGAAAGCCAAGAUGGACAAUCUGAAACAUGCAAAUCAGUUGAAGAAGGAAAAUGAACGAGCCCAGGGGAAAAUAAAGUUGCUGAUCAAAUCCUGUAAACAGCUGGAAGCGGAAAAGGAAAUGUUGCAGAAAGAGCUAUCUCGCCUUGAAGCUGCACAAGAGAAACAAAAAACAGGUACUGUUGUGGAUGCUAAUGUAGAUGAAUUAAUGACCGAGAUGAAAGAACUGAAAGAAACUCUUGAAGAAAAGAACAAGGAGGCUGAUGAAUACUUGGAAAAGUACUGUUCCCUACUUAUAAGCCAUGAGAAGCUGGAAAAAGACAAAGAAAUGUUAGAAACACAAGUUGCUCGUCUGAGUUCACAACAAUCCAAACUCAAUCUCCCAAGUUCUCCUUUGCUGAAUUCAGUUGUUCCAGGAUCAUCUCCGGCCCCUUCUGUUACUGAAAAGAAGUUACCGUCCGGCCAAAAUAAAGCUUCAGGAAAAAGACAGAGGUCUAGUGGGAUUCGGGAGAAUGGAGAAGGAACGACGCCUUCUACACCAGAGACAUUUUCUAAGAAAAGUAGGAAAGCGGUCAAAAGUGGCAUUCACCCUGCAGAGGAUGCAGAAUAUGCUGAGUUUGAGCCAGAGGGCCUCCCAGAAGUUGUAAAGAAAGGGUUUGCUGAUAUCCCUACAGGAAAGACAAGUCCGUACGUCCUGCGGAGGACAACCAUGGCCACUAGGACCAGCCCCCGCCUUGCCGCGCAGAAGUUAGCACCGUCCCCCCUGAGUCUCGACAAAGAAAAUCAUGCUGAGACCUCCAAGCCAACAGCUGGUGGCAGCAGAUCACAAAAGGUCAAGGCUGCUCAACAAAGCCCAGCGGAUUCAGGCUCUGCCUCCCGAGAACCCAGCACGAAGUCUCUCUCGGUCAGUAACCUUCCUGAGAAAAGUUCGGCCGACAGCCCCAGGGAGGGCCUGAGGGCCAAGCGAGGCCACCUCACCCCCAGCCCAGAAGCUGGCCCCAAGUCCAAGAGCGGCGAGAACUGUAGGGUCCAGUAGAAGAGACUUUGUGUGUCAGGACCCCUGGAAGGUGGCAGGAGUUGAAUAGAAAGCAGUCAGGGGGCAUAUUAUCAGUGGGAAGAAAAAGAUUCCUUAGAAGUAUGUUGUACUCUUUAGAUCUCCCAUGUAUAAGUGUUAGAAAAGUUUGGAAGCACUAAUCACCUAUUCAUCAUCGAUAUUCCUCUUCUGUGAUGUAAAUAGCACUGUGAAAAGCUUUUUGGUAAUGUUACACUUAAAUGACAAAGAACUUCUGUUUGUAUGUGGAUUUUACACUAAAAAAAUGAAAAACACAUUGAUACUUCCAGUUCACAGCUCCCAGGAAAAUGUAAACUUUUGCUUUAUGAUUUUCCUACGUAGAGUGUUAGGCAUGAAAUCGUUUUAGAUCAAGACUUUCUUUGAGCUGAGUAAAAUGAAGGAAAACUAUGUUGCGUGUGUUUACGGAAGACUGCACACACAUGCAUAUAUGGGUGUAUUCAUCCUUCUCUUCCAAUGCGUCUUCUCAAUCUUUGCUUAUAAAACCUGUACAUAUUUGUGUGUGGUGGUGGGAGUUGUGUGUUUAUUUUCAAUUAGCCCGGUUACAGGCUCCUUGAAGGUGUAGUAUAUCAAGUUUUCUGUCAUUGUGCUGUUUCCUUUUAAGACUAAUUUGGUACGCAUUCUCAGAAAUGGUGAUCCUUAUUAAAAUAUAGCAUGUUUUUCUAAUAAAAAAGUUUCCUUUGUUUUCUCUAAAAA